AAAGCCCACAAUCUCCUCUCUUUCUUCCUCUCUCAGCUAGCUCCCCUGUAAUUUCCUAUAGAACCUGAAACCCUAAAUACUGCAGACUUUCCCAAUCUUGGAAGCCCCAGAAAACCUUCCUACUUGUUUCUUGAUUCACAAUCAUGUUCCUUAAUCCAGAGGAAAAGAACAGCCGAUACAACAAAACACUGAAGUCCAGAGUUACCCCAAUUCUUCAUAGGAAAGAGCCCAACAGACAAUCUCUGCAUCCCUUUCUAAAGAAACCUUUUUGCCUUGUUCUUCUGUAUACUUAUAUCUCUAGCUCAAAAUUUGCUGUCUUUUCUUGCUUUCGUUUUAUUGGGUUUUCUUCAAUUCGAGGAUUAUUUUAAGAAAACUGUCAAAAGAGUUAACUUUUUGCUGCUUGUACCUGUUUCUUCAAGUUCUACAACUCGGUUUUUGUAGGUUUGUUGUUCGCAUAGGUUUUGAAUUUUCGGUGUAAUUAGGGUGACCUCUGUAAUUGUUUAUUCUUGAUAGUUUGUGGGAUUACUAGGGUAGCACAAUGGGUGAUUUUGACCGUACGAAAAUACGAAACAUAUGCAUUCUUGCCCAUGUGGAUCAUGGGAAGACCACACUGGCUGACCACCUAAUUGCCUCUUAUGGAGGUGGGGUGCUCCACCCUAAGCAGGCGGGUAGGCUUAGAUAUAUGGAUUAUUUAGAUGAGGAACAGAGGCGCGCUAUAACAAUGAAGAGCUCUUCUAUAGCUCUUCAGUAUGAGGACCAUUCGAUAAAUCUUAUAGAUUCCCCGGGUCAUAUGGAUUUUUGUAGUGAGGUAUCUACUGCUGCUAGGUUGAGUGAUGGGGCUUUGGUGUUAGUGGAUGCUGUUGAGGGCGUUCAUAUUCAGACUCAUGCUGUCUUGCGUCAAGCUUGGAUUGAGAAGCUUACGCCGUGUUUGGUUUUGAAUAAGAUUGAUAGGUUGAUUUCUGAAUUGAGAUUGAGUCCUAUGGAAGCGUAUACUCGGCUGCAGAGGAUUGUACAUGAGGUUAAUGGGAUUGUGAGUGCAUAUAAGUCUGAAAAGUAUUUGUCAGAUGUUGAUUCACUUCUUUCGGUACCUUCUGGGGAUGUUGGUGAUGAUAACUUUGAGUUCGUAGAAGACGAUGAAGAGGACACUUUUCAACCUCAGAAGGGAAAUGUUGCAUUUGUUUGUGCAUUGGAUGGGUGGGGGUUUAGCAUUCUGGAUUUUGCUGAGUUCUAUGCUUCCAAACUUGGGGCUAGCUCCGCUGCACUGCAGAGAGCAUUGUGGGGUCCUCGGUAUUUCAAUGCAAAGACAAAGAUGAUUGUUGGCAAAAAGGGUAUGAGUUCUGGAUCUAAGGCAAGGCCCAUGUUUGUUCAGUUUGUUUUGGAGCCACUUUGGCAAGUAUAUCAGGCUGCUUUAGAUGAGGAUGGUGAUAGAGGAGUUCUUGAGAAAGUUAUCAAGUCCUUCAAUUUGUUGAUACCUCCACGUGAACUUCAGAACAAGGAUCCAAAGGCUGUUCUUCAGUCUGUGAUGAGCCGUUGGCUCCCAUUGUCGGACAGGAUAUUGGCAAUGGUGGUUAAGCAUAUGCCUGACCCUAUUACUGCUCAGUCUUUCCGGAUAUCUCGCUUGCUUCCUAAGAGGGAGACCUUGGACAAUGCUGGCAGCUCUGAGGUGCUUGCUGAAGCAGAGGUUGUGAGGAAAUCCGUGGAGGCUUGCAAUUCCAGCCCUACUGCACCUUGUGUUGCUUUUGUUUCCAAGAUGUUUGCAGUGCCAUUAAAAAUGCUUCCUCGAGGAGAGGAUCUGCGUAAUUAUGCAGAUGACGCUAGUGGUGAAUCAGAAGAAUGCUUCCUUGCAUUUGCGAGGGUCUUUAGUGGAGUUCUACAUGCAGGACAGAGGAUUUUUGUGCUUUCAGCUUUGUAUGAUCCAUUAAAGGGGGCAAUGCAGAAGCAUGUGCAGGAAGCUGAGCUGCAGUCUAUUUAUCUGAUGAUGGGUCAGGGGUUGAGACCUGUUGCCUCUGCAAAGGCAGGGAAUAUCAUUGCCAUUAGAGGUCUUGGCCAGAAUAUACUGAAAAGUGCAACUCUGUCAUCCACAAAGAACUGUUGGCCUCUCUCAAGCAUGGUUUUUCAAGUUGCACCCACUUUGAAAGUUGCAAUUGAGCCUUCUGAUCCUGCUGAUAUGGGCGCACUGAUGAAAGGUCUAAGGCUUUUGAAUCGUGCAGACCCAUUUGUUGAGGUGGCAGUGUCUGCUAGAGGUGAACACGUGCUAGCUGCUGCAGGUGAGGUUCAUCUCGAAAGAUGCAUUAAAGAUUUGAAGGAGAGAUUUGCAAAAGUAAGCUUGGAAGUCUCUCCCCCUCUGUCAUACAAAGAGACGAUUGAAGGCGAGUUAAGCAAUCCAUUAGAUAAUCUGAAGCAAUUGAGUGGCAGCUCUGAAGUUAUUGAGAAAACUACCCCAAAUGGAAGGUGUGUAGUUCGAGUGAAGGUGAUGAAACUUCCAACUAUGUUAACGAAGCUGCUUGAUGAGAGUUCUGAGCUUAUUGGGGAUAUUAUAGGAGGUAAAUCUGGUCAAGAUUGCAAAAGCUUGGAAACAUCGAGAGGUAGCAUUGUGGAUGGAAAUCCAAUUGAAGCACUGAAGAAACGCAUUAUUGAUGCUGUUGAAAGUGAUAUACUAAUGGAGAUUCAGAGGCACAAAGAACGAUCUGAGAAAUGUAGAACACGGUGGCAAAAACUCUUUAAUAGGAUCUGGGCUUUGGGGCCUAGACAGGUGGGUCCUAAUCUUCUGUUGACUCCAGAUACAAAGGGAAAGUUUGACGAUUCUCCUGUUUUAAUUAGGGGACACCCUUAUGUCUCUGUUAGAUUGGGAUUCCUCGAUGGCUCUGAUUUGAGUGGUGAAUCAGCUGAUACAUCAGGAGUAACAGAUCAAACUUUAUGGCGAGAAGCAGAGAGUCUCGAGAGCAGUGUUGUGUCUGGAUUCCAAUUUGCUACAGCAUCUGGCCCAUUGUGUGAAGAACCUAUGUGGGGUUUGGCAUUUGUAGUUGAGGUUUAUAUAUCUCCACUGGCUGAGCAACCAAUUGAGGCAGAUGCUUCUGCUCCACAGUCAGAGCAGUAUGGCAUCUUUGCUGGACAGGUUAUGACAGCUGUUAAGGAUGCUUGCAGCGCUUUACUUCAAAGAAAACCUAGGCUUGUGGAAGCAAUGUAUUUUUGUGAGUUAAACACACCAACCGAGCAUUUGGGUUCCAUGUAUGCAGUGCUUUCAAGGAGGCGCGCCCGAGUUGUCAAGGAAGAAAUGCAGGAAGGGUCACCUCUAUUUACUGUACAUGCAUAUGUUCCUGUUGCUGAAAGUUUUGGAUUUGCCGAUGAGCUGAGGAGAUGGACUUCUGGUGCUGCAAGUGCUCUACUUGUCCUUAGUCACUGGGAAACACUUCCAGAGGAUCCUUUCUUUGUACCCAAGACAGAAGAAGAGAGAGAAGAGUUUGGAGAUGGUUCGAGCAUGCCACACAAUACAGCAAGGAAACUCAUUGAUGCUGUGAGACGCAGGAAGGGUCUUCCUGUGGAAGAAAAAGUGGUUCAGCAUGCAACAAAGCAGAGAACAUUGGCUCGUAAGGUAUAGCAGCCUCUUAUGGUGCAAUCUUAGUUGACCUUUGCAACUCUUGUAAUACAUACAUCGCCUCAUACACAUUGUGGUCAAAAGAAUGUAAGGUUGUUGUGAGAAUAGUAAAUUUUUUCCCCCAGAAGAAGGCUGUAAGGUAUAGCUUAUUGAUGAUAUCUGUAAGGUGUAUCUUGUGGAGGAAAAUUGAGAAGAUAUGAGAAAUAUUAAUUGUUUUCUAUUAAA
This is a messenger RNA of Coffea arabica (coffee), 3820 nucleotides long. NCBI's taxonomy places the organism in Eukaryota, Viridiplantae, Streptophyta, Magnoliopsida, Gentianales, Rubiaceae. The record is from RefSeq and is a predicted model, not a curated record.